Chanos chanos (milkfish) is the source of this 1596-nucleotide messenger RNA. It is a transcript of the gene rag2, whose product is annotated as recombination activating gene 2. The coding region runs from base 1 to 1596 and encodes 531 amino acids. The transcript has a single exon. Gene Ontology annotation, molecular function: protein binding; sequence-specific DNA binding. Lineage: Eukaryota; Metazoa; Chordata; Actinopteri; Gonorynchiformes; Chanidae. Gene Ontology annotation, biological process: V(D)J recombination. The record is from RefSeq and is a predicted model, not a curated record. Gene Ontology annotation, cellular component: nucleus; DNA recombinase complex.
AUGUCUCUGCAGCCAUUAACUGCGGUCAGCUGUUCUGGCCUGCUGCAGCCUGGUUGUUCUCUGCUACAGCUGGAUGGUGAUGUUUACCUGUUUGGCCAGAAAGGCUGGCCCAAACGCUCCUGUCCAACCGGGGUCUUUCUGGUGCGCAUAAAACACGGGGAGCUCAAGCUACGUGCUGUCUCGUUUUCCAACAACUCCUGCUACCUGCCCCCACUACGCUGUCCUGCUGUAACGUGUCUGGAACCACGUGAUGGAAACCCUAAAUGUUAUCUAAUCCACGGUGGACGUACUCCCAACAGCGAGCUGUCUUCCAGCCUCUACCUGCUGAGUGUUGAUAGCCGUGGCUCCAACCACAAGGUGACACUGCGAUGCCAGGAGAAGGAGCUGGUGGGAGAGCUCCCAGGACCCCGAUAUGGUCACACCAUCAGUGUCAUCCACAGCCAUGGCAAGAGUGCCUGUGUGCUGUUUGGUGGUAGGUCGUACAUGCCUGCUGGCCAGAGGACCACGGAGAACUGGAACAGCGUGGUGGACUGUCCUCCUCAGGUCUUCCUUAUCGACCUGGAGUUUGGCUGUUGCUCCUCUCACGUGCUCCCAGAGCUCACAGAUGGCCAGUCCUUCCACCUGGCACUAGCCAGAGAGGACUCUGUCUACUUUCUGGGAGGGCACAUCUUGUCGUCAGACUGCCGACCUCCUCGGUUGUUACGGUUGCAUGUUGAGCUUCUUCUGGGAAGCCCAGUUCUCUCCUGUGAGGUUCUUUACCAUGGCCUGUCUGUCACCAGUGCCAUUGCUGUGCCCCUUGGAUCUCCUCAUGAGUACAUCAUUCUCGGAGGGUACCAGUCCGAUACUCAGAAACGUCUAGAGUGCAGCUACGUGGUCCUGGAUGAUGCUGGCAUAAGCAUCGAGCCACGGGAGGCACCUCAGUGGACUGGUGAAAUCAGUCAGAGCCGAACUUGGUUCGGCGGAAGUCUGGGGAAUAGCUCUGCUCUGAUUGCUGUCCCCUCUGAAGGAAACCCUGCCCCACCAGAAUCCUGCUAUCUCUACCAAGUAAGCUUCCAGCAGGAGACUAAUGGGGAGGACGUGACCCAAGGUUGCAGUCAGGAGUCCACAGACUUUGAGGACUCUGCUCCUCUGGAGGACUCAGAGGAGCUGUACUUUGGAAGAGAGCCCUAUGAGCUAGAGUACAGCAGUGAUGGUGAAGGAGACACCUACAAUGAGGAGGACGAGGAAGAUGAGUCACAAACAGGCUACUGGAUCAAGUGUUGCCUCACCUGCCAGGUGGACCCCAACACCUGGGAGCCCUUCUACUCCACGGAGCUCACCAGACCAGCAAUGAUCUUCUGCUCUAAGGGUGAAGGUGGACACUGGGUCCACGCUCAGUGUAUGGAGCUGUCAGAGAGCCUGUUACUCCGUCUUUCCCAGAGCAACAGUAAAUAUUUCUGCCUGGAUCAUGGUGGCCUGGCCAAACAGGAGGCGACCCCACCGCGCCAAGUCAUGCCAUUGAAGAGGACACCGAUGAAGACGAUCCAUCGAAAGGCCCCCGUGGUGCUGAAAAUGACCCCAGCAAAGAAGAGCUUCCUCAGGAGACUCUUUGACUGA